AUGUUUGAAAGUUACGCCAGACUGCAACGCAAUUUAUACCCGGUAUUGGGUAAGUCGGAGACGACUACCAUAGAAGCUUUAGGAAUUCUUACAAAAGAUGUUCCAUCCUUCACCAUCGAACUGGUUCACGGUAUGUGGGAACGGGACGGAGGACGUGAUGGUAAUUUACACGGACUAAAUAGGCGCCAUAAAUCUUUUAUAGUCGGUAUGAAACAUGCGCAGGCGCACGCAUAG
Messenger RNA from Danaus chrysippus (African queen), 234 nucleotides. The record is from the annotation of a GenBank genome assembly. Lineage: Eukaryota; Metazoa; Arthropoda; Insecta; Lepidoptera; Nymphalidae.